CUAGCUAGUAUUUCCAAAUCUAUUCUUUUCCUUUCGAAAAAGGUCGACUCUAUUUUAGGGCAAUCUGAUCGCAUAGAUCGACGUGCAUGGAGAUGGAAGGGUCGGCGGCGGUUCCGGUGGGGUACCGAUUUGAGCCAACGGAGAAAGAGCUUCUCCAGUAUUUGUUCCAUUAUACGAUGGGCCUUCCUUUGCCAUGCAAGGAGAUCAAGACAGAGGACCUUUACGGCGAAAAGGAACCCUGGGAGAUCUUCGGAGAUCACCCGGAGGAGGGAACCGCCGUGAAGUAUUUCUACUCCACGCUCAAGAGGAAGAGGGCCGCCGGAGCGAGGUUUGAGCGAGAAGUGGGGAAGCCGGCGGAGACGACGGGCGAUGGUGAUGAUGACGGGUCAACGACCCGGAAGAAGAAGAGGAUGAAGUCUUCGCGCGGUCAAUGGCACGGCCAAGAUAGUGCCCAACCCGUCAUGGAUGAUGGGAACGGCGGCGGCGCCGCCGCAGUGAUGGGCUUCAAGAGGAGUUUCGUGUACAAGAGAGAAAAGUCGGACCAAAAUGGCCGUUGGCUUCUCAAAGAGUAUUUCCUCAACGAAGUAUUUCCUGAAUUUGCGGGCAAGAAGGACUUCGUUCUUUGUAGGCUCAAGAAGAAGACGAAAAAAUAAUUUAUUAAUUCAAGAAACCAUUAAUUAAUUAUAUUAAUUCAUUGAUCGAUUAAAAGCUCCUUGAUUUGGAUCAUUUAAUUAAAAGCUCUUUUGUUUUAUUUGCAACCAUGUAUAUUUUUUAAACUAAGUCCU
Messenger RNA from Cuscuta epithymum, 785 nucleotides. The record is from the annotation of a GenBank genome assembly. NCBI's taxonomy places the organism in Eukaryota, Viridiplantae, Streptophyta, Magnoliopsida, Solanales, Convolvulaceae.